AUGGAAAGGAAAACAACCAAUCAAACAGUGCCUGUGUUGAGAGGUCUGGGAGAGGAGCCUCCUUGGCCGCAGCCGAGUCUGGGAGAGGAGCCUCCUUGGCCGCAAGCAGAGUCUGGGAGAGGAGCCUCCUUGGCCGCAAGCAGAGUCUGGGAGAGGAGCCUCCUUGGCCGCAAGCAGAGUCUGGGAGAGGAGCCUCCUUGGCCGCAAGCAGAGUCUGGGAGAGGAGCCUCCUUGGCCGCAAGCAGAGUCUGGGAGAGGAGCCUCCUUGGCCGCAAGCAGAGUCUGGGAGAGGAGCCUCCUUGGCCGCAAGCAGAGUCUGGGAGAGGAGCCUCCUUGGCCGCAAGCAGAGUCUGGGAGAGGAGCCUCCUUGGCCGCAAGCAGAGUCUGGGAGAGGAGCCUCCUUGGCCGCAAGCAGAGUCUGGGAGAGGAGCCUCCUUGGCCGCAAGCAGAGUCUGGGAGAGGAGCCUCCUUGGCCGCAAGCAGAGUCUGAUAGAAACGCCAGGUCCUCCCGACUGGCGCAGCGGUCUAAGACACUGCAUCGCAGUACUAGAGGCGUCACUACAGACCUGGGUUCGAUCGCAGGCUGUGUCGCAAUCGGCAGCGACCGGGACACCCAUGAGGCGGCGCACAAUUGGCCCAGCGUCGUCCGGGUUAGGGGAGGGUUUGGCCGGCCGGGAUGUCGUUGUCCCAUCGCGCUGUAGCAACUCCUGUGGCAGGUGCCUGGCGCAUGCACACUGACACGGUUGCCAGUUGUACGGUGUUUCCUCAGACACAUUGGAGCAGCUGGCUUCCGGGUUAAAGCGAGCGGUGUGGCUUGGCUUGGUCGUGUUUCGGAGGACGCAUGACUCUUGACCUUCGCCUCUCCCGAGUCUGUACGGGACAAGACUGUAACUACCAAUUAGGGGAGAGAAAGGGGUAGAAAAGUACAACAACAAACAAACAAAAAUAGAAAUGCCAUUCAAACUUUAAAAUGUGUAGACUGAUCUGGAUUAAGUUGCUUAUGUUCAACUUUUUGAAAAUUAUUGAUACUUUUUAUAUAAAAUGUUAUUUUUUUUUAAUUUUUUUUUGUCCUCCGACUUUAAAGUGAUUUUCUUCAACAUUCUAAAAAGGUCCCAUUGUGACAUCAUGAUUUCCAACAUUCCUUUGACUGUGAAUGCAACAAUGUAGCUUUUGACACAAAUCAACUACAUUGACCCAAACUUUUAGUUUAUGAAAUCUUUACUUCUCUGCUAUUCAAAUUCUGAAAUCACAACAAAAAUAUAUUUUUUACCAAUCUGACGAUACAGCUGUUUUAGUAACCGCACCAACUACAUUUUCGUACUUUUUAAUUUUUUUUAUAAACAACUCAAAUGUUGAUCCCGACAAUUUAGAGAAACUUGGCGCGAAUGAAAUCUGUGUCUACUUCUCUGUUAUUUAAAUCAGAAAUUAUAACACUUCUUCCACUAAAACAAAAUACUUUUAAAGAGCGUUAGCAAGGCACACAAUUUUACUAAAUGUAAAUCAUUGAUACUAACUUUACUAAACGUAAAAUUAUAAUCUAGUUAUUUUAGCUAAUCUUUGGAAUGUUACUCCCUUUGCACAGUUCAAACUUUAAAAAUGUUGAGACUGGGUCUGGCUUAAGUUGCUUGUAUACAACUUCUUGAAAUCUUUUUAUACUUUUUUUAACUAUUAGGUGUGUUUUGUCCUUUUAUAUCCUUUAUCUACUUUAAAGGGAUUCUCUUCAACAUUCUUAAUGGUUCCAUUGUUUUAAAAACUCCCAGAUUGCCAACAUUCUAUUCACUGUAAACAAGAACCUUUGCCACAAAUCAGCUACUUUGACCACUUUCCCAACAAAUUAGACAAAAAGUUAGAGCGUAUGAAAUCUUCCUCUACUUCUGUAAUAUUUCAAUAUGAAGUCAGAACAGAAAUUAUUUCUAGCAAUGAAGAGGUGCAGCUAGUUUUAGUUAGCGCAUCAACUUCACUCAUUUUAAGCUAACUUCCUGAUGUUGAAUUAACCAGGUUUUCAUCCAAUGUUUUUAUGCUAGUAAAGUACAUGUCGGAUAAAACAUUUCACGACAGGCUUGAAGGAAAUGGCAGAUUUGCUGUAUUUUUUGUGUGUUAUUUCUUAUAUUAUUUGCUUAGAACGUUUCUUGUAUUAUUGGCAGUCACUCACCAGAAAUUCGACUUCCCAGACCUGGAUCCUUUGUUUGAACGUCCCGAGGGAGCUCUAUUCAUCCCGGGGGCUGCACCAAAACGCUGACGGCGGAGAAGCAAUGUGCAAACCAUCCACCGCUUCCGAGUAUAUUACUCGCUAACGUUGGCUAGGAAAAAAAAAAUCCCUAGAAAGGCAGG
Molecule: messenger RNA, 2331 nt
Organism: Salmo salar (Atlantic salmon)
Lineage: Eukaryota; Metazoa; Chordata; Actinopteri; Salmoniformes; Salmonidae
Source: RefSeq, a predicted model, not a curated record